AUGGCGGUGCAUUGCUGUGCUACCAACAAGCCGGACACGGGCUAUGCCGGCGCUGCUUGUACGGCGUUGAUAAGUGCUGGCAAGGCAAGGCAAGGCAAGGCGUAUCAGUGCGCCUGUGGAGAGAAACUUGUGGAGUGGCACGACUUUGUGGCGCAAAAAGUUGGACGGUUCGGUGCUGUCAAAGUGUGCCUCGGGCUCACCCCGCCCCAGGCCGUAUCCGCAAAGCUGGCACCUGCGCGGCUUUGCAUGUCGCGUGUCUAA
Molecule: messenger RNA, 261 nt
Organism: Akanthomyces muscarius
Lineage: Eukaryota; Fungi; Ascomycota; Sordariomycetes; Hypocreales; Cordycipitaceae
Exons: 5
Coding region: 1-261 (86 amino acids)
Source: RefSeq, a predicted model, not a curated record